AUGUCUACGUCUCACUCCACCAGUGGAGAUCAAAAAGUUCUCACACAUGAGGACAGAAUGUCGUCUGAGAUGAGUUUGAAAACCAAUGCCAAUGGCAUGAUUCUCAUUCCCCAACCGUCUGAUGAUCCCAAAGACCCUUUGAACUGGCCCAUAUCGAAGAAAAUCAUUGUCGUAUCGGUGCUCUUCCUGAGUAUGUUUGUUGGAUUCGCAGCACCAUUUGUUGGGCAGCUCAACAUACAGCAACAAGCGAAGCUAUAUCAUAAAACAACAAUCCAGAUUACCUAUUUUAACAGCGCAGCAUCCGCUGGUCUGGCCACUGGCGGUUUCAUUUGGUGGCCAUUGUCACACAAAUUCGGCCAUUCAGCAGUCAUUUUCUGGUGUUUAAUUGGAGUACUUGCGACUCAGAUAUGGGCCCCGUUGAUGACGAAGCCAGACCAAUACGUGCCCUAUCUAAUCUCUCGAUACUUUUCGGCUUUCUUUGGGGUCGUGGUCAGCAUUUUAGGUCCUAAAUACUUGACCGACAUGUUCUUCCUACACCAGCGAGGCCGCGCAUUUACAGUGCUGCAUCUUGCAUUGAAUUUUGGCGCAUCUGCGGGGCCAACUUUCUCUGGCUUUGUCGCCGCGAAUUCGUACUGGCCGAUUGAAUACUGGUGGCAUGUUGGUCUGACUGGGUUCACUCUAUUUCCGGUAUUCUUCUUCCUCGAAGACACUGCGUAUCAGCCAAUCGAGGAGAGAACCGACGAAUCAACUGCUCAGAGUUUUCUCAGUCAGCGAUUUGAGAUCUUCUUCAAAGGUGGCAGAAAUACCCGGUCUAUAUCUUGGGGCGCAAUGUUCAAAGUGUUCUUCCGCCCAUUUAAGCUAUUCACAGCCCCGGUCAUACUGAUUAUUGCCGGCUUUGACACAAUCAGUUUUGCAUUCUAUGUGGCGUUAAAUGCAUUAACUCCGGUCUGGCUACAGCUGCCAAAGAAGGCCCAUGGCAUAUAUGGCUUUUCAGUCGCAGACAACGCAGCAUUUACGUUCGUUCACUGGAUUGGUUGUAUCAUCGGUUUGAUUUAUGGUCAUUUCGUCAGCGAUCGAAUUCCGCUUUGGUUUAUCAAACGCAACAAUGGCGUGUGGAAACCGGAGUAUCGCUUGCAGGCCCUGUGGCCGACUAACUUCGUACUCAUGCCCCUCGGUCUCGGCCUCGUGGGCAUCGCAAUGGAGUAUCGUCUGCACUGGAUCGUCAUGGCUAUCGGACAACUUUUUGUAACCAUCGGUUCUUUGGUCAGUAUUCCUGUGACCGUCAACUAUAUAUGCGAAUGCUUUCGAACACACACCACGGAGGCAACGCUGAUUCUCAACUCACUUCGACUAUGGUUUGGGUUGUCCAUCAAUUUUUAUGUAAAUCCGUGGAUUGAUAAGGUCGGGAUUGGGUGGGUGUAUGGAAUGAUGGCUUUCUUUUGUGUCUUUGCUUUCCUUUUCUUGAUCGUGUUAAUGCUGUUCGGACAUGCAAUAAGGGAGGCUACACCGUUCAUUGAGUCUAAGUCAGAAGAAGGGCAGCAUGUUCUUGCGGAUGGAGACAAAGCUACUUCUACUCCUACUGUUUGA
This is a messenger RNA of Talaromyces amestolkiae, 1587 nucleotides long. RefSeq lists its product as uncharacterized. Gene Ontology annotation, molecular function: transmembrane transporter activity. Lineage: Eukaryota; Fungi; Ascomycota; Eurotiomycetes; Eurotiales; Trichocomaceae. The coding region runs from base 1 to 1587 and encodes 528 amino acids. Gene Ontology annotation, biological process: transmembrane transport. The transcript has 4 exons. The record is from RefSeq and is a predicted model, not a curated record.